This is a messenger RNA of Amphimedon queenslandica, 1050 nucleotides long. RefSeq names its product lipase maturation factor 1-like. The record is from RefSeq and is a predicted model, not a curated record. Gene Ontology annotation, cellular component: endoplasmic reticulum membrane. Gene Ontology annotation, molecular function: GTP binding; GTPase activity. Gene Ontology annotation, biological process: protein maturation. The transcript has 7 exons. Lineage: Eukaryota; Metazoa; Porifera; Demospongiae; Haplosclerida; Niphatidae. The coding region runs from base 398 to 922 and encodes 174 amino acids.
AGUAGGACACUUUCCUCUAAUUAUUAUCUACUCUUGAUCAUAUCAAUGUCCUUGUUUACAGCUUCUCAAUAAGUAAUAUACUAAAAUUUAGUCUACUGUAUGGUCUACCAAUUACUGAUUAUUGAUACCAUCUCUUUUGAAGAGAGAAUGAAAGUUAAAGUGUUGUUGUUACAAUCUCUCUCUUGUAUUUAUUUAAUUAUUUCUAGUUGUAGCAUUUCUUAUUGCACUCUAUUAGAACAAACAGCUCCUAGGAAAAAAUUGGCUCCUACCAAUUCACUUAUACCUUCAAAAUAUUCAAGAGAGCACAGGCAGUGAGUCUUCUUGGAAACUGAACAGUUUUGUCCCAACAUAAUUUUGGUGGGUACCAAAAGAGUACAUUGAUAUUAGUUUAGAUUCAAUGGGAACAGUAGGACUUGUGGUAUCUGGUACAAUAGUGUUUCUUAGUGCAGGGAAUGUAAUUAUGUUCUUUAUAUUGUGGGGACUGUAUCAGUCAUUAUCUAAUGUGGGUCAGAGAUGGUAUUCAUUUGGUUGGGAGUCUCAGUUACUUGAAAUGGGUUUCCUUGCAAUGUUCUUAUCUCCAGUUUUGAGUUUGAGCCAGUUUUCACGUCACACGCCCACAAGCUGGACCAAUGUCUGGGGAAAUUGCUGGAUGAUAUUCCGCAUUAUCAUUGGAGCUUGUUUGAUAAAGAUGAGAGGUGAUACCUGUUGGAGGGACUUGACUUGUAUGAACUAUCAUUAUGAGAUUCCAGCUGAACAAGGUCACACUUAUGCAUCAGAAGUUAAUGCCAUAUUUGCAGAGACUAGUGCCCUCACUGCUAGGAAUGUUGAGGAAAUGUUCAUUGAAAUAACUCACAGACUGAUACACCACGUGCUAAGGGAGGAUGCUGUGGAGGGGACAAAGGACCAUCAUAAUACUGUAUAGCGGAAAAUUUUCGUGGAUCCGUCCAAAAAUCAAUUUUGUGGCUUUAAUUUUCGUGGUUUUCUACAAUUCGGCCAUCUUAAACCGUAUAAAAAUCGAUUUUCACGGAUUUUAUUUUCGUGGGUUUUGAA